GAGACAGAGAGAAAGAGAGAGUCAUGCCACAGACGCCUGAUUACUCGCUCUUGGAACCUGGAGCAGACCCUCUGUUGUAGAUCACCUCCGGGAUGAACCACAGACUGCCAGAGGUUCAUCAUAACAGCCGACCUGUGGGUUACACCGACAGCCCCAGGGCUCGGAGCCGUGAUAACCUGCUGAUGUACGAUGACUUUGGAGAGGAGAACUGUUGCUCUGGACGAUGCCUUGGGCACAGCAGCUCUGAGAGACAGCUUAUGGCUCGUCUCGCUGUUGUUAAACGACGUCAGGCUCUUCGUGGUCCUUCCUACAUGUUCUCUGCCACUCCGAUCAGCCUGUCGGAGGUUGAGCAGCGUUUCCUGGAAGCAGCCGAGUAUGGCAACAUACCAGAGGUGCGGCGCAUGCUGCUCCAUGUGCCCAACUUGAAUGUCAAUGCUGUGGACUACAUGGGCCAGAAUGCGUUGCAGUUGGCUGUAUCCAACGAACAUCUGGAGGUGACAGAGCUGCUGCUGGGGAGGGAGGAUUUGUCCAGAGUGGGUGACGCCCUCCUGUUAGCCAUCAGUAAAGGUUAUGUUCGUAUCACAGAGGCCCUGCUGUCUCAUCCGGCGUUUAGAGACGCCCAUCGUCUGACAGCGAGCCCUGCUCAGGUAGACAUGUUGGAUGACUUCUACGCUUAUGAUGAAGAUGGGACGAGGUAAGACAAAUGGCGUGCCCUGUGUCAAGAGUGUAACAGCUGCACUGGUGCAUUAAAUAUCAGAAUUACCUCACAUGUGAGGCCUCCUGAAUGCACCUGACUGUCUUUUUUAGU
Messenger RNA from Morone saxatilis (striped sea-bass), 808 nucleotides. RefSeq names its product short transient receptor potential channel 6-like. Lineage: Eukaryota; Metazoa; Chordata; Actinopteri; Moronidae. Gene Ontology annotation, molecular function: protein binding; inositol 1,4,5 trisphosphate binding; store-operated calcium channel activity. Gene Ontology annotation, cellular component: cation channel complex; membrane. Bases 93 to 698 code for a protein of 201 amino acids. The transcript has 3 exons. The record is from RefSeq and is a predicted model, not a curated record. Gene Ontology annotation, biological process: calcium ion transmembrane transport; regulation of cytosolic calcium ion concentration; manganese ion transport.